Messenger RNA from Hordeum vulgare subsp. vulgare (domesticated barley), 1927 nucleotides. RefSeq lists its product as uncharacterized. The coding region runs from base 400 to 1725 and encodes 441 amino acids. The transcript has 2 exons. NCBI's taxonomy places the organism in Eukaryota, Viridiplantae, Streptophyta, Magnoliopsida, Poales, Poaceae. The record is from RefSeq and is a predicted model, not a curated record.
GAGAUUGGGAUGCAAGUUCCGAGAGAAUUUACCAGCUGAGGAGGACGCCGGAUCGUCCAAGCACUUUCUCCUUUUAGCAUGCAAAUGCAUCCAGCAGCAGCCGACGAGGAGCAAACCAAAUCGACGGCGUACAAGGUGAAUAGUGCUACCCCUGCGUGAUCGAUCAUGUGGGCUAUGGCUCAACAUGCCGGUUCCGUUAGCUAGCUGGUCCUGGUCGUGUCCGGACACGUCCCGUCACUGAAUGCCAUGGCAUUAUAAGAAUUAUGAGCAAUCUCCUUGAUUGAGCAUGUCGGUCCAAGGGGGUGCGUUUUAUUUUAAGGGCCUGAUCGGUGGUUGGAUCGGCGAUCGAUCGAGGUCACUCACUCACACUGUUGUUACUCGGCGAGUGGAGCGGUGGUCAUGGCCGACGCGAGCAAGCGCAUCGACCUCGCCGCGCCGCUGCUCUCCGUGCGGCGGCAUGGCGGGUUGGGGAUGGGCGGCGUGUUGCGGUACCGCGAACGAUGUGACGAUGCCGCGCCCGGAGCCGUGCCGUUCGGGUGGGAGCGCCGGCCCGGCCACCCCAAGGGCGUGUGCACGACCCAGAGCGCGCCACCGCUGUCGGAGCCGGAUCAGCAGGCCGCGGAGCGGUUCUCGGACGCGCUCUCCCGGCCCGACAGCUGCUACACCGUGAACUGCAGCGAUGCGGCCGGCGCGACGGCGUCGGCGUCGGCGUCGGCGGCCCCGAGCCCCCGUGGCAGCGUCAUGAUGGACCGCUUCUUACUGGCGGCCAAGGAGCAGUGCGUCUUCCGGAAGGCCGCCGCUGCUGCCAACACGCGCGCCCCCACCGGCGAGAGGUUGCCGCGGCGGCUCCCUGUCCAGCACCUACCCGCAGAUCACGCGCGAUCUAACUCCGCAAGAGAAGACACGAACAAAGCCAGCCACGGCGACGGCGGCGAUGAGUGGGAGGUGCACAGCACGGCGGGCUUCGCGUCCAAGAGGAAGUGCGGGCUGCUCCCCACUCGGUGCGCCAAGAGCGCCCUGCUGCUCCUCCACCCAUCACAAUCAAUGGCGAGGCGCCGGCGCGGCGCGCGGCGCUUCAUGUCCGACUGCGGCAGAUGCCGGCGGGAGACGAGCCCGCUGCUGCCGCAACCGUUGAAGCCGCGCCCAGAACACGACGCCGACAUGCGAACCUGGGAGGAGGUGUACAUUAGCUCGAUGCUGCGAUCGGAUCGCGCGUGCAGCCUGAGACGGCAGGCCACCAUGGCCUCGGAGCUGGACAGGACGGUGCGCGGGCUCUACACGGGGAAAGCAGGAGCCGCGGUGCAUCCCAAAGCCACCCAUCUCGGCAUGCUGCUGGUCCUCGACAGAACCGACGGCGACGCGGUACCGCCUCCCAAGUGCGGCCGACCACCGACGGCAGGCAUCAGGAAGGCACCCCAGAGGCGGGACGCCGCCGUCGGCCACGGCUUCCCGCCGCCGCUUCCGCAGGCGAAGACCCCGGCUCGCCGUGACAACAUGUUGCUCGCAUUGCCGUCGCCGAAGAUGCCGUCGGAGUCCUGGCUCUCGCGGACGCUGCCGGCCGUGCCGAACAGGCGUCCGACCACGUCGUUCAUGGGGAUCCACGUGCAGCAGCUUAGGAAGCAGCACGCUCCGUCUCGCUGGUGCUCCAGCGAUCAGGCCAAGAUUGUCGAUCAUGGCGCUAGGGCCAGGCAACAACAGAUACGAAUAUAUGAUCUGCACAAGUGACAGUCUAGCUAGUUUCCUGCACCAGCCUUCUACUGGUACUGGAGCUGUCCUUCUCUGCCUAUGUGUUCCUCUGUAUGUCGAUCGUUUUGAUCUAUGCGCCAGAGCUUUCACCUUGUUAAUCAAUGGCAAGGCGACAUUGUUCCUGAUAUCAGAUGUAAAGCUCUCAAGUUUGUAGGUAAUCUUCAACGAUCCAUCAUGCAAA